Messenger RNA from Parastagonospora nodorum SN15, 1596 nucleotides. RefSeq lists its product as hypothetical. Gene Ontology annotation, biological process: GPI anchor biosynthetic process. The transcript is spliced from 2 exons. The coding region runs from base 1 to 1596 and encodes 531 amino acids. Gene Ontology annotation, cellular component: membrane; endoplasmic reticulum. The record is from RefSeq and is a predicted model, not a curated record. NCBI's taxonomy places the organism in Eukaryota, Fungi, Ascomycota, Dothideomycetes, Pleosporales, Phaeosphaeriaceae.
AUGCAAUACCUGUCCUUGACGCCCAUCGCGCUGGCUCUAGACGACAAGAUCCGGCACCCUUCAUGGGACGCUGCUUUUGAAGAAGAAGAAAGAGAGCGCCAGCGGAAGGCAAGGCUUGUAGAGAAGCUGAAGCUCCACACGGUCAUAUCCCGGCCACCAUCACAGAAAGAAGCCGCAUUGCCCAUGCUUAUCGAACAGGUCAAUUGUUCGUGGGAACUCAAUGCUUUGCUGCAGCAAAACAUAGGCAUGAUUGGCAGGCGCAUGAAUCGGUCCCAAAGCGUUAGUGAGCGCGUGGCUGAUUCGGCGAAUGAUCUAUGGGACUAUGUGUACAUGGCUCUGAGCUACAUCGUCCAUGUGUGGCUGUGGCCUAUACUCGGACAAGUCUUUGUAUCGAUAUUGAUGGCCAACCGCGUAGCUGCAGAAGUCUUGCUGCGAGUACUGCACUGGCGUCCAGCAGCAUCUCCUGAUGGACCCGCCCUCAAGGACAUGUCUGCAACUGCCCAGCAAAUCGACAUACGCCUACAGCAAUUCUGCUACUGGCCCAUCCAGUACCUUACUCUACGAAAACGCAGAACUAGUUGGGGCAGUAUCACCAAUAGCCACCCGGACUACAUUCGUUUCUACAACAGUCUAUGGCUCGUCGCAAAUGACAUAAUCAUGGGCAUUGCAGUGGCCUCGUACAUCAUGGACAACUUCAAUGCAGUUGCUGAUAACAUCGACAUGAUCUUCAGCACCUGGUCUAUAGACGGAUUGCGGCGAAUGAUCACCUGGCUCAUGGGCUCGCCCGGUGGUCUGAAACUGAACAACGAGCUCGCCGACUUCCUGGGUGACCUGUUCCUCUGGGUCAUCGACUACUGGGCUGGUACACCCUCCACCACCACCCCCAAAUACAUCCACCUGCUAAUACACUUAGGCUGCAUAUCCGUCCUCCGCCCCAACCUCCCCCUCUUCAUCAAACUCCUCAGCCUCUCCUCCUUCGCCGGCGCCACCAUGCCAAUCUCGCUCUUCAUGGACCUCGUCUCCCUGCUCACCCUCCACAUCUACGCCUUCUACAUCGCUUCCGCGCGCAUCUUCCACUGGCAGCUCACCAUCAUGAUUUCCCUUUUCCACCUCUUCCGCGGCAAGAAGCGCAAUGUCCUGCGCCACCGCAUCGAAUUCUUCUUCCUGCUGCCGACCGUCUGGGUGUUUUACCUGACGUUUGCGUGUGCGCGCGUCGCCGUCAUCGCGCUCAAGGCAGGGCUGGAAAUCGGGCUUGCGUGUCUUAAUCACUUCCCGCUUUUCGCCGUCAUGCUGCGGCUCAAAGAUCCCGCGCGCUUGCCUGGUGGCAUAUCCUUCCAACUCCUCGAUUCCACUCAUCCGCAAGCGGCGUAUGUGCGCCUGAAGUCCGUCCCGCUGUCGCUGCGGGCCAUGUUCAACCCGUACUUUGAACUGGGCGGGCGCAUCCGCAAGCAUUAUUUUGCGCCGGGCGUGUUCUUGAGUCUGGCGAGUGGCGAGUUUGUGCCGCCGAUGAAUCGGCGGUCGUUGUAUAGUUUGCAGUAUAGUAUGUUGCCGGUGGAGAGAGCGGGGGUGGGGGAGUUGUGGGAGGAGAGCAUAUGA